CGCCACGAAAAUCCUACCCUCAGUAGUGAUCGAAACACUCGGUUGACCGUUUGGGAUAAAGAACAACUCGUCCACCUCUCAGGGCAAAAGAACGGAAUAAAGGAGCAAUCCGACAGAGUCUGUUGAACUUUUGGCAUUUCGCGUGAAUCGAGUUUGGUCCGAUAGUUUGCCCGUUUUGCAGGGUUCGUGUUAAAACUAGCUAAACUAACCCCUUCUGUUGCUUCAAGCUAAUCUCCCCUCCGGUCUUCCACAAGCAAGAACAGCUAAAAUGAGUCGUCGUCCCGGAUUCCGCACCCGCGUCUACGCGUCCAACCUGGGCAUGGUGGAGAAUAACUACAAGGAGGCCCUGGCCCGGCUCGAGAGAAGCCGCAGACCCACAUCGGUCGAUCGCGAGCAAACAAUUCGUGCCUCCCCGUUCGCCAGCAAGCCGCUGUAUGACUUCAAUGGCGACGAAUUCGACGAGGAUCUGUCGAUCGCCCGUUCGCGUGCCUCCAAGGUUAUCCACGAGAAAUCGGUCAUCGACUCGCGCUCGGAAAAUCUACGCAGCCACAGCUUGGCCCCGGUCAGCAGUGCCGUGCUGGAGAACGACUUCGACGAGCAGGUCCAAGCCACGCUGAACCGAAUCCGUGCCAGCAAGAACAUGCUGAGCCAACUCCAGAGCAACGAUUCGCUGGAUCAGGUCCGCAACGAAACCCGAUCCAAGCUGAGCGAACAGACCGCCCAAAAGCUGGCGGAAAAAAUGUCCAGCUACGAUGAUUCCAGCGAUCUUUCCUCCACCGAAAAGAAGUCCGUGAGGAAAACUCUCAAGAUUAGAGCAGUAACCGAUAGCAGCUCCUCGCUGGAUGCCAAGAGUGCCCUCCAGUGGAAGGACGAAACUGCGGAGUCAUUUGCGGCUAAGCGAGCCAGCGCGACCAAGGCCCGUCUGGCCGAUCUGGACCAAGAGAUGAUGGAUUUCGAGGAAAAGCAAGCCGCCCGGGCCCGUCGAUCGGCCCAUCUGAAGAAAGUGCUAGCAGAAACUGCUUGCGAAGAGUUGAUCCCGGCUACCACUACCGAGCAGGCCGGAACCAGGGUGACAACCGGAAUGGUCCGAUUCAAAACGCAAAAGAAGGUGGUCUCAUUCUAGGCGCGCGUUCAAUCUUAGGAGUAAAGAAUUUUAUCUUUUUUUAAUUUGAAUUCCUACGUUUUCCGUUAUAGUUUCGUAUAAUGUAUAAAUUUUUGAUAAAGAAAACAGAACACACUAUUUAAACUCUUAGCCCGUAAGACAUUCGCAAAAUAGAUAUCUUUCAACUGGCACAAGGCAUUGCUAUAUCCCCUUUUCUCACUGUGUUUCUCAUGAGUUGGGAUCGUAGAAUUAAUUACUGUUAGGAAUGAAAAUACAGAGUUAGCAACCAGAAAUGUUAAUUAUAGAUAAAUAAACAGUUAUAUGCCAAAAAAUAAAGUAAAACAAUGAUUCACACCGAGAAAUAUUUGCAGAGGUGCACACUUACAGAUGAUGAUAA
This is a messenger RNA of Ochlerotatus camptorhynchus, 1499 nucleotides long. RefSeq lists its product as uncharacterized. The transcript is spliced from 5 exons. NCBI's taxonomy places the organism in Eukaryota, Metazoa, Arthropoda, Insecta, Diptera, Culicidae. The coding region runs from base 269 to 1123 and encodes 284 amino acids. The record is from RefSeq and is a predicted model, not a curated record.